Molecule: messenger RNA, 4254 nt
Organism: Plasmodium gonderi
Lineage: Eukaryota; Apicomplexa; Aconoidasida; Haemosporida; Plasmodiidae
Exons: 1
Coding region: 1-4254 (1417 amino acids)
Biological process (GO): DNA-templated transcription
Source: RefSeq, a predicted model, not a curated record
AUGAUGGAAUAUGAUGAAACAAACAAAAUGGUUGACCCCAGUCGAAAUGAAAGUGACUGGGAUGUUACAGAACCCAUACAAUUUGUAGAUGUUAAUAGCAGUAAUAUUUUUGAUCUCGAUAUAACCACGUUAGAUGUGAGGAAAGUAAACAAUCAUAUGAACCUACGUGAUAUGUGCAAGCUGUAUUAUUAUUUAAAUAAAAAUUCAUUUUGCUACACGUCAGAAGAGAAACCUUAUAUUUCCAACAUCUUGUAUUUGAAAUCCUUUUUUUCAUCAAAUGAUGUUGAAAAUUAUGAAGUCCUUGAAAAGUUAAAACAACAUGAUGAGAGGGAGAAUUCAGAGAAGAGAAAAUUCAACCUUGACCGUGUUGUUGCGCAUAACAAACUGGAAGAGAAAAAAAAUGCAGCAAAGUUGGAGAGGAAAAAGCGUCCACAAAAAAUGGAAGGAGAUGAUAAAAAAUACGAUGAUGAAAUACUGACUAAUGCUGGUGAUGAUGAUUCCAGCGGCGCCGAUUCUAGUCAGGUUAAUUCAUGCCACAAUGACACGGGUAAUGAUGAAACUGGUAAUGAUGACACUGCUAAUGAUGAAACUGCUAAUGAUGACACUGGUAAUGACGUAGUGCCGAGGGAAAAACAUAAAAAAAGGCAAAAUUUGUGCGGUUCCUUUUCAUCUGGAAAUUCUUGUGACUCAUCCUGCGAAUCCAUUUCCUCAACAAGUUCAUACUCAACAUGCUCAUCUUCUUCUUCGUCCUCCUCUGCAUUUUCAUCGAACAUUUCAGAGAAAAGUAAAAAAAAAAACAGUAUGAGCAAUUUAAAAAUUCUUGAUAUAAUUAAUAAAUAUAACGAAAACGUGGAAAAAAUGGAAACUAAAAAAAUAAAAAAAAUUAAAAGUCGUAUAGGAAAAUUAAAAAAAUAUGAUACUGUUUGUGUGAAAGCAAAUAACAAUAUUAUUAUGAAAUCUCAAAUUUACAAGUUUGUAAAAAAAGACAAAAACAUAAAUAUUAUAGGACAGUUAAUAUAUAGCAGCAAUGAGUGUAAGAAAUUUUUAUACAACAAUUUGGAACACAAUUUAAACAGGUGGCAUGUAUUGCCUUGUUUGGGUUGCUUCAGUAAAAUUAGUGAACCAAGUGUUGUAAACAAAAUUCAAAUUUAUAAUUUUUACGAAUUUGUUUAUUUAUUUAAUGAUUUCCCAUUAUGUUUUAAGCACAAUAAGAGGCUUAAUAUUGCUAAAUUUGAAAAGCGUUCUAAUCAAUCUAAUUCUCAUAAUAGGACGAAAUGCAGUUUUGUGCCUUCUUUAAGUAAUACAGGUGAUAAUUUCGUGGAAGAGGACACAGCAAGCCGUUUGAAAAAUUCCGUGGGAAUGAGUAAUCCAGAUGGGGAAGAAACUCUCGAGGAGAAAAAUGGAGAAACCCAGACAAAACAUUACAAGUAUUCGGGAGAUAGGCACGUUAUUGUAAAUUGCCAAUCUGAUGAACGUGUACUGUGCAAGACCUCAGUUGAGUGCAUUUCAUCAGACGAGGUGGACAGCAGUAUCUGCUCAUGUGAAUAUGAUGAAGAUAUUAUACUGAACUAUAUGGAGAAAGAUGAAAUAAAAAGAGGGAAAAAGGACGGAUGUUGCAGCUUUAGAGUAUUUUAUUACGAUAGCUUCUUGUACAAAAAUAUCAAAAUUGUUCCUGAAGUAGCAAAAAAUUGCAUUAUUAUAAACAGGAGGAGUGAUGAAGAUUUUAAUUUUUUAGCAAAUUGUAAUAUGUAUGAGAAAAUAAGAGAUAGAUACAAUGUAUUUUAUGACAAAAAUAGCAAUUAUGUGUUAACAUACAAGAAUUUUGAAUAUUUGUAUUUUUUCUGCUUUAAUUGUAGAAUGUAUUAUGAUAUUAACAUAAUGUUGUGUGAAAUUAUGUUCAAUUAUAUGAACAGUAAUAAAAAUACCGACCUCAUUUGCAAGGUGAAUAAAAUGUAUGGGUUUUUACAAAAAUAUAAAAAAUCGUAUGAUAUAAAAAUAAAAAGACAAAAAGUAAAGCAAACAGAUAUAUAUUUUAUCUGCAUUAAUUGUAUUUAUAAUAAUGUGCAUAAUAUAAAUAAUCACCUUAGUUAUUUUUCCUACUUUUGUGAUUUAGUAAAUGUUUACAAUCAUAAUUUUUUUAUAUAUAAUGAGUACGUCAAAAGUAUCCUAAACUUUGACCUUCCUUUUUUUUCCUUAUACAAUACAACAAAGGAAAAAGCUUUAUUAACCGUUCAGAAAAAAAAAAUGUCAUUUGAUGAAAAAACGAAAAAUUUACCUGCACCUGCAAGGAAUAAUAAUAAAAAAAAUAAAAAAAAAAAAAAAAAUCCCCUCAUGUGUGCAAAUGGGAAAAAAAAAAGUAAUAAUAAAAAUGGAGAUAUAUGCGGAAUUCCGCAGGGUACAGGAAAUCAUAAUAACAGUAGCAACAGUGACAAUUCAGCAGUUCCUGAAAAUGAAAAGGUCUCAUUCACUUGUGAUGAUAGCACCCUCCAAAUGACACAAACUGAGGCAGAAGAUAAAAAGAAAAAAUUGCACACAAUGAUAUCUAGUGAUGAAGAGAAAAAAGAAAAAAAAAAAAAAAAAAAAAAAAAAAAAAAGAAUGAAGUGGAGAAAAGAAAAAAAAAAAAAAAAAAAAAAAAAAAAAAAAAAAAAAAAAACGAGGAAGGGGGGGGGGGAGAACUGGCCCAAAUAGGAGAAGCAAACGCGAACCAGAUGGGACAAAUUCGAGAAAGUGAAGAUGGCCGCGCAGUCCUUGUCAAAAGCGAAAUAAAAAAAGGAUCUGUGUGUGAGAAGGAAACUAAGGGCACAACUAAAAAUUGUCAAGCAGUUGCAGAUGGAACUGCAAAUGGAACAGCAAAUGGAACAGCAGAUGGAACAGCAGAUGGAACAGCAGAUGGAACAGCAGAUGGAACAAUUGCGGGAGGAAGAGGAAAAAGUUUGAGCACCGGCGAGGAAGGAAGGACCAGCACGAAAAGACGUAGUGAUAGAAAGAGGAAGAAAAAAAAAGAAGACGAUGAUGAACUGUUUGAUGAGGGAUGUAUAUCGAAUGAAAGCGAAGAUGAAAACACAUAUGAAGAUCCAAGAGGAUACACGGAUGAAGACAUUGUUGAGGAAAAUCAAAUAUUGAACGAAGAGGUGUAUAGUGGAGAUUCUGAGUUUUGUAAUGAAGAGUAUGCGUCACAUCGAAAGAAAAAAAGAAGAAAAGGAAAAAAGGGGAAAUUACAGAAAAGGGAAAAUUUGAAAGGGCAGAAAGGAUUUGUAAAGGAAAAAAAUAUCACAGUUGUUGAUAACGGAAAUAUGACUCGCACUACUAUUAACAAUAGUAAUGGCAGAGGAGUUGUUCCUCAUAACAAGGUGCAGGGAGAAAAAAAAGAUGAAGAGUACAAAAAGCUAGUAGAUUAUUUGGAUGGUGCAUGUAACGCAGAGGAUGGGGAAGAUAGAAAUAUAAGCAAAUACACAAAAGUAAUUGACAAAAUUAAACAUGCAUUAGAUAAAGAAAAUACAAGUGUCGACACAAAAACUAUGAGUAAACAAAUAGUAGAAAAAGUUAUAGAAACGUAUAACAACAAAAUGGAAAUAAAAAUGAAAUUAUUUUCAAUAUGUAGUAAUUUAUUGAGAAAAGACAAUUCAGAAUUAAGAAAAAAAAUAUUGAACGGGACAAUAAAUUGUAGCGAUUUAGCGCGUAUGGAUUCUUCGGAUUUAGCCCCAAUUAGUCUACAAAACAAAAGAAAGGAGCAUGAAAGAAAAUAUUUUUAUGAAAAUAUCUACUUGCGUGAAACUUUUGUAAAUCUCAAAAAUAAUAGAAAUCUUGAGGAAGAAGUGUACCAACCGAGUAUUAUAUAUGAAGAAAAAAUAGAACCGAAGAAUGAACAUAGCAAUGAAAAAAAAGAUCAAGGUUUCAUAAAUGUCAGUGAAAAUAAUAAAAAACUGUCUUUGGAAAAUUAUAACAAUGAUUUAGGAGCUUUAAAAAAUAAGGAAAGUUAUGAUAAGAAAAAUGUGGAUGAUAGUAAUAAGAUAAACUUGAGUGAUCAGAAAAAUAGAAAAAAAAAAGGUUCAUCUGGAAAUGAAGACCAUGAUCAUAAUGGUUGUACAAUACCCUCAAUUGAUAAAUACUCCUUUGAAUUUACGUACAAAAAUUUGAAGUCUGUGUAUGAUAAUAUGCCAAAGUAUGCCUCUUCCCCCAUAUUGACAUUUCUAGACAAUUCUUAUAAUAGAAUCCUUACCAUCAUAGAUGCAAACAAGAAUGAACAAUUUUGA